UUCAAAACUUUGUCAGCAGAAAAAGGUCGAUUAGUGUUUUUUUUUUUUGGAGACGCAAAAAUGAUGAGAGCGCGUUUGGUGUGGUUCGGUAUGGGCUUCUCCUCGACCGGAGCUGCAAUUUCUCACCUGAUUUGGAAAGAUCUCAUCGUCGAUCGCUCCGCUCUUUCCUCCGAUGUGAUGAAUACGUUUGCAGCUCUUGAAAGCAGAAUCGUGGGCCUGGAGCAUUCUUAUCAGAACCCGAAUCCGGCUGCUCAGGCUGAAGAAUAGAUAACUGUUGGAGCGCAAUGAAGUUUAGGCUGGCCUCUCAGAAUUGAGUUUAUUUGGCAUUUCAUGCCAGGCUGAACGCUAUUGUUUGUUGACCAAUGUGCUGACACUAUACAGUAAUGUCAAGUCAUGUGGCUAUUUUAUUGAA
Messenger RNA from Argentina anserina (silverweed cinquefoil), 412 nucleotides. RefSeq lists its product as uncharacterized. The transcript is spliced from 3 exons. The record is from RefSeq and is a predicted model, not a curated record. Bases 61 to 267 code for a protein of 68 amino acids. NCBI's taxonomy places the organism in Eukaryota, Viridiplantae, Streptophyta, Magnoliopsida, Rosales, Rosaceae.